Caenorhabditis elegans is the source of this 1881-nucleotide messenger RNA. RefSeq names its product Vacuolar protein sorting-associated protein 45 (gene vps-45). The transcript has 11 exons. The record is from RefSeq and is marked reviewed. Lineage: Eukaryota; Metazoa; Nematoda; Chromadorea; Rhabditida; Rhabditidae. Gene Ontology annotation, biological process: vesicle-mediated transport. The coding region runs from base 97 to 1740 and encodes 547 amino acids.
GUGACAGAGACGGCCGCGGCCUAGAGUUCUCCAUUUCUUUUCUUUUACCAUAUGUUUUUAUACACGUUGGCCACUAGCUCUUUCUACUAAUCAACCAUGGAUCUCGUGCAGUCAAGCCGAAAAUUGAUACAGGACAUGAUCCAACUUGCCGGCUCGCAGAUGAAAUUACUACUUAUGGAUGGGGAAACAACUCCAACAGUGUCAUGCGCAUUUGCGCAGUCGGAGGUGAUGCAAAAAGAAGUUUAUAUAUUCGAUAGAAUUGAGAACAAGACCUCAUCUGAAAACAUCAAAAACUUGAAAUGCGUGGUAUUCGUCCGGCCGACACCCAAAAAUAUUGAGCGACUGGUGAAAGAGCUCCAGGAGCCAAGAUUCAGCCAGUACUAUCUUUAUUUUACAAACACAAUCAACAAAUAUGAUGUGAAGCGGCUGGCUGAAGCAGACAAAAAUGAGACUGUGCGUGAGGUUCAAGAAGUGUUUCUAGAUGGAGUUCCUAUUCGUAAAGACUUGUUCACUCUCAACUUGACACACAUCUUCGACUCAUCAUUCACGUUGAAAGAAGAAGCCGCUGAAAGGAUCAAGUGCGGAAUUAUUGCGCUAUUGUUGCAGUUGAAAAAGGCUCCAGCUGUUCGAUACCAAAAGUCUUCACCGAGUUGCAAAAAAGUGGCCGAUGAUGUAGCACAAUUCAUUCGCCGGGAAAACGGGCUUUUCGAAAACUCUAGAGCUGACACCACUCUUCUGAUUAUUGAAAGAUCCCAGGACGCGGUGACUCCUCUGCUCAACCAAUGGACGUAUGAAGCGAUGAUCCAUGAAAUGCUCACAUUGACAAAUAACAGAUGCACAUGUACUGAUCAGAACAUUGUGCUCAGCGAGCUUCACGAUGAAUUUUUUGCGAGAAAUAUUACUGCCAACUUUGGAGAAAUCGGGCAAAAUAUCAAGACGUUGAUCAGCGAGUUUCAGGAGAAAAAGCAUAUUAACAAGAAUUUGGAGUCGAUUCAGGAUAUGAAAAAGUUUGUGGAAGACUAUCCACAGUUUAAGAAGAUCAGUGGAACAGUGUCGAAACACGUCAGCCUUGUAGGCGAACUUAGUAAUCUUGUUCAGAAGCAUAAUUUAUUAGGAGUCUCAGAGGUAGAGCAGGCAAUUGUGUCAGAUGGGGAUCAUGGCAAAUGUAUCAAUCUUGUUCGAGGACUGCUGAAAAAUACGAAAACCAGAGAAGUGGACAUCAUCCGUCUUGUGCUUCUCUACGCUCUUCGUUUCGAAAACGCACCCGGCAACGAAUUAAACUCAUUGAUCAGUCAACUCAGACCACAGCAUCCAAAAAUCCAUCAAACGGUGUCGACGCUGCUCAAAUAUGGUGGACUUUCAAGGAGACCUGCCGAUUUGUUUGGUGGUGAAUCGACUAUUGACAUUACGAAGAGGUUCAUCAAAGGACUCAAAGGAGUUGAGAACAUUUACACCCAGCAUUCGCCGUAUCUCAAGAACAUGAUCGAGUCUUGCCAGCGUGGGAGGCUUGACAACUACCCGCUUCUUAGCAAUGAAUGCGACCGAAUGGAUAAUAUUAUUGUGUUUAUUGUGGGUGGAGCCACAUAUGAGGAGGCGGCUUAUGUGAGAAGCUUGAAUGAAAAGCGGAUGCAAGGAUACGGAGGGCCUGCUGUUGUUCUAGCUGGGAGUAGCAUGCUAAAUACAAAAUCAUUCCUCGAAGAGUUUGCCAACGUCGACAAAAAUACGGGAGCUGUUCACUGAAUAUCUCAAAAGUUUCAAAACUUCUCGCAGAGUCUAUUUAUUGAUUUAAUUGAAUUGUCAUCUUUUCUUGUGAUAUAUUGAGCUUCUUUAUGAAAUUGCUUUUUUUAAAAUGAAUAUGUACUGUGUACAGUGCCACCACUA